Messenger RNA from Trifolium pratense (red clover), 1782 nucleotides. RefSeq names its product phosphatidylinositol/phosphatidylcholine transfer protein SFH11. The transcript is spliced from 11 exons. The coding region runs from base 200 to 1585 and encodes 461 amino acids. The record is from RefSeq and is a predicted model, not a curated record. NCBI's taxonomy places the organism in Eukaryota, Viridiplantae, Streptophyta, Magnoliopsida, Fabales, Fabaceae.
AUUCUUCUUCGUACAAGACUUUCUUCUUGUAAGUUUUGUUUCUGUUUUAUAUUGCUUCUUAUUCCAAGUUUUUCAUAUGAGACGCAUUAUUUUUUUGAUUGUGAAUUGGUUACUACAGUGACAAAAAUACCAUUUGUUUCUUCCAAUAGUUUUGAAGGCAAACCAUAUUCAAAUUCAAAUACUCAAUAAAUUUGUAUGAAUGAGUACUCCGGAGACGAAAGCCGAAGAUGAUAGAGAUAUUGUAAUAACAAAAAGUGGUAAAAAAGAUGAAUCUUCUUCUUCUAGUGUUCAGAGAUUGAAGUUCAAAUCUGGUAGUAAUAGCAAGAAAAAAUUACUUCAUCCUCCGAUUGAAACGCAUUGGGAUCUUCCUACACAAAAAGGAAAGAAAAGAACAUCAUUCUCCAUAAAAUCAAUGUUGUCUUAUCCACUCAUGAAACUUGGAAGGAGUAAAAGUAUUGAAAUGAUUCUAGAAGGAACUCAUGAUCCAAAUGAUGAAAGCAUUGUUCAGAAUUUCCGCGAAAUGCUUUCUCGUGAGGGUUUAUUGCCGCCAAAGCAUAAUGAUUAUCACACUCUUCUAAGGUUUCUGCGGAUGAAUGAUUUUGAUAUGACAAUUUCCAAAGAGAUGUUUCUCAAUUAUCUCAAAUGGCGAAAGGAAUUUCGAGUCGAUAUGAUUCAUAAGGAAUUCAAAUUCACAGAAUACACAGAAGUGAAGAAAUGCUAUCCACAUGGAUACCAUGGAGUUGAUAGAUUUGGAAGACCUGUGUAUAUUGAGAGAAUUGGGAUGAUAGAUAUUAACAAACUAUGGCAAGUAACCACAAAUGAAAGGUUUAUAAAGUAUCAUGUGUCAGAACAAGAGAAAACAUUACAAGUAAGAUAUCCUGCAUGUUCAUUAGCAGCUAAAAGACACAUAGCUUCCACCACAAGUAUCUUGGAUGUAAAUGGAAUAGGAAUGUCUAAUUUCUCAAAGCCUGCAAGAUACAUCUUUAUGGAAAUUCAGAAGAUUGAUAGCAGUUAUUAUCCUGAGACUUUAAAUAAACUCUUCAUUGUUAAUGCUGGUUCUGGGUUUAAGAUGUUGUGGAAAGCGGUGAAGGCAUUUUUAGGCGAACGCACAGUAGCGAAAAUUCAAGUUUUGGGUUCGAAUUAUCUCAAUGUGUUGCUUGAGGCUAUUGAUCCAAGUAACUUGCCAACUUUUUUGGGUGGCAAUUGCACAUGUUCUGAUGCUGGAGGUUGCUUGAUGAGUGAUCAAGGUCCAUGGAAAAAUUCAGAAUUGUUAGAAAUGAUUCAGACAGUUUCUGUAACAGAAGAAAUUGAUGGUGCGUGCGAAUCCAACAAUUCGGUCUCAGACGGAUCUUUGAUGCACAAAAAGAUUGACAUGCAAAACAAAGAUGAUGUUAGUAGUAGUAUGAGUUCGGCACUUGAGGAGACAACAUACUCUUCAUGUAGGUUAGGAUUACAAAAAAUUGAUGGGCUUGAAACUAGUCUUGGAGAUAUCAAGAAUAAAAUCAAGACAUUGGAAGAUGCACUUCAAGACACCAAGAUGGCAUUGAAAGAACUUGCACAACACAUAGAACAACAAAAAAUAUGAAAUUGACCAGUGCUAACAAGAUUGCAAUGUAGCAGCCUAAGAAAAAUGGAUACAAUUCCUUAAAUUAUUUAAUUUUUUUGAAGUAAAAAAAAGGAAAAUAUUUGGUUAUUGUCUUUUAUAAUUAUCCGUUCAUAAAACUUGUACACUAUUUUUAGAAAAAGAAAACAAGAACAAUAUAUGUAAUGUUUUUGUUUUUA